AUGUUCGCGUCAAAAGGCCGCUUAUCAACCUUGCUCUUGCGCCGGUGGCACAGGAUGCUGGGUCUCCCUCGCCAGUCACCUCCUCGUUGGUAUCGAGAUCGGCUUCGAGAGGAGCUAUACGAACGCCGUUCAGCGACAACACAUUGGGGCAAAGUCAGUGAGACAUCCGACGUUCUCUUUUCCAUCAGUCGUGCUCUGUAUGAUGGGGUUCCGACGCGCCAACUCCCCGCGCUCUCGCGCCAUAUUCCUGCAUAUAUGUAUAUGGUAGCUAAGUAUACCUUGCGCUGGAAAUUCUAUCGUGUGGCGGGCGGCAUGUGUCACGCACCGUGUCGCGAAUCAAUUCGCGAGGUCAUCAAUCCUGACAGGGACCAUAAGCUCCUCGAAGUAGCGUUGCGUCACGAUAUCGACCCGGUAUCUUUCAAACUCGCCGCCAAGAGGCUCCGACGAUUCUGGCCUCUUCUCCCUUAG
This is a messenger RNA of Paraphaeosphaeria sporulosa, 468 nucleotides long. RefSeq lists its product as uncharacterized. The record is from RefSeq and is a predicted model, not a curated record. The coding region runs from base 1 to 468 and encodes 155 amino acids. The transcript has a single exon. Lineage: Eukaryota; Fungi; Ascomycota; Dothideomycetes; Pleosporales; Didymosphaeriaceae.